CCAAACACACAAGGGGCUUUCCUGCUUAUUUGCUUUCUUGGUGUGUAAAUCAUGACUAAGCCCCUUCCAAAUUCCGGACCCCUACGUCAUGGUCCAAUCUUACAAACCUUGCAGAGAUCUUGAGCCUGUCAUUAACCUCUGACGCCAAUCAUGUGGCCCAGAUCUUGACCUACGAUGCGGAACUUUAGGGUCUGAUUUCCCCGUCACCUGUUGUCCCCCUUGCCCGAGUCUGACACCCCUGUUGCUUGAAUCACCGUCGCCUGAUUAACUUCCUUUAACGCAACAGACCCCGCGAAGGGGUAGGAGGCGGACGCCCCCGGCUGUACUCCCGCGGGCGCUCACAGACGGAUGCCGCCCGCGGCUCCGACCCACACGUGUCCCCUGGGCCACAGCCCCUGGAACGGUCUCGGGAUUCCCAGCCUCUGGGCGCUUCCAUUCCAGCCAGCGAGAGGGGACGCUUAUUUAUUUAACAGCGCUCCAACGGAUACCAGUCACUUUCGACCUCCUAAAGCUUCCAUCCUAGAAAACAGUAGAAGUCUCCAGUCCUUGUAGAGCAGUAGCGGUCCGGGUGUCGGAACGCAGCCCGUUGGAGCCGAGGGUCGGGUCCUGUGGUCCCCCCUCCACGCGCAGCUCCAGUUGGUAGCGCCCGCUUUGUCAGCGCCCUGCGCUCGCCGGUUGCCUUCCAGCUCUCGCCGGCCCGCGGCAGACUGUGCCGCCGCCGCCGCUGCUGCUUCUGCCUCUCGCUCUGCCGCUCAGGACUUUCUCCUGGGCCUGAGGCUUGGUGGGAAGCAUCCAGAGAGCACCCGUGCGGACGGCCCCGACAGUGUGAUUGACUCUCCGGCCUCGGCCCCUGCCAGGCUCCGCUCCUCGGCGCGCGAGGGGCCGCGGCGGUUGUGGCGGUGCUGCCCGGCAUGUUUCAGAGCCCGCGGCGGCUCUGCUCCGCCCUGCUGCAGAGGGAAGCCCCCGGCCUGCGCCGCCUGCCCGUCCCCGGGCUGCGUCGCCCCUCGCCCCCGCCGGCGGCUGUCCCCCGGCUCCUGGCGGCGGCCUCGGCGGCCUCGGGCGCUGCGAGGUCGUGUUCCCGAGCAGCGUGUUCCAUGGGAAACGGCACGAGCAGACUCUACAGCGCUCUCGCCAAGACGCUAAACAGCAGCGUUGCCUCUCAGCACCCAGAGUAUUUGGUGUCACCUGACCCUGAACGUCUGGAGCCCAUCGACCCUAAAGAGCUUCUUGAGGAAUGCAGGGCCGUCCUGCACACCCGCCCUCCCCGGUUCCAGAGGGACUUUGUGGACCUGAGGACAGAUUGCCCCAGCAGCCACCCGCCCAUCAGGGUCAUGCAGUGGAACAUCCUUGCCCAAGCUCUUGGCGAAGGCAAAGACAACUUUGUCCAGUGUCCUCUUGAGGCCCUCAAGUGGGAAGAAAGGAAGUGUCUCAUCCUAGAAGAAAUCCUAGCCUACCAGCCUGAUAUAUUGUGCCUCCAAGAGGUGGACCACUACUUCGACACUUUCCAGCCACUCCUCAGCAGACUGGGCUAUCAAGGCACAUUUUUCCCCAAGCCCUGGUCACCCUGUCUAGAUGUAGAGCACAACAAUGGCCCAGAUGGCUGUGCCUUGUUUUUUCUCCAAAAUCGAUUCAAGCUCGUCAACAGCGCCAAUAUUAGGCUGACGGCUAUGACCCUGAAAACCAAUCAGGUGGCCAUCGCGCAGACCCUCGAGUGCAAGGAAUCGGGCCGGCAGUUCUGCAUCGCCGUCACCCACUUAAAAGCACGCACUGGCUGGGAACGGUUUCGGUCAGCGCAGGGCUGUGACCUCCUCCAGAACCUGCAGAACAUCACGCAAGGAGCCAAGAUUCCUCUUAUUGUUUGCGGGGACUUCAAUGCGGAGCCAACAGAAGAGGUCUACAAACACUUUGCUUCCUCCAGCCUCAACCUGAACAGCGCCUACAAGCUGCUGAGCGCUGACGGGCAGUCGGAGCCGCCCUACACCACGUGGAAGAUCCGAACCUCGGGGGAGUGCCGGCACACGCUGGACUACAUCUGGUACUCUAAGCACGCGCUCAGCGUGAGGUCCGCGCUGGAUCUACUCACCGAAGAACAGAUUGGACCCAACCGGCUACCGUCCUUCAAUUACCCCUCAGACCACCUGUCGCUGGUGUGUGACUUCAGCUUUAACGAGGAAUCCGAUGCACUUUUAUAAAAAGGCCCUCCUGCAUCUGUGUGAUCACAAGUCUUAACCAGGGAUGUUUCAGGAAACUGAAAUAGGAUACGAAGCUGCCUGAGGAAGGAUUCCUAGUUUCUAACGCUUCACUUUCCAUGUUGCCAGCAUGCCCUUGGGAAAAGUUAGUUCACAAACCCUUUCCAUUAAAGCCUACAGCAGAUAAAGCUGUUUGCACUCCGGUUCUGGCUUGUAUUCUUUCCUUUCCCUCAGCAUUACAACUUGAUCAUGUAAGGGCAUUCAAUUAGGCUCAUUUCCAGUUCGAGGAGGCUGUAAAAACUCCUUCGUCAUUAACAAGUAUAUAGAUUUCUCUAGAUGGCGUUUCAGGUUAUUUAUUUGUGGGUUUUUAAUAUGUCAGCAAGACAUGCAUGGCAAUAUUUAUUUUUUUAUAUAUUCAUGUAGAAUUAAGUAAAUGAAUUAGCAUCAUGAACAUUUUAGAACCAUGCAAAACACAAGCCGUAAUAAUAUGUGUACAAAGGCACCAUGUGGCCUGCAAGUCUGUGUUAUUUAAGUGCAUCAGGUCUUCUUGAUGCAGUCUGCAUUAACUAAUCCUUGCUCUGCCUCCACGUUCCCCACUAUUGUGUUUCUGGAAGAUAUUUCCAAUUAGUCCCCAAUUAUUUUAAUCAAUUAAUUUUCGUUGUUUAAUCACUUAUGUAUGUAUGCAUUUCUACUGGAAUAAUACUGGUAUACAUUUUUAGUGCUCGACACCGUCCUUUGCACUGGAACGUUUUCCACAUAGCUUGUUUCGCAGCGGUUAUGUGGCGGUGGCUAACAGUCCAUGGGCCCUUCUGUUCAGAUGGGAAACUUUCUAGAAAGCCUGUUAAUGGGCUGUCAUUGAAACUGCCCAAGAUUACUGGAUGACUGGUUCAAAACAUCUAGAAAGCAGAAUGUGGAAAAGUAGAAAGAUAUUCUGGUAAAAAUAACAGGUGAAGCCUCUCAAUAUUUUAAUGUAUGAGUUGCAAAUGUUUAAUAAAUGGUCUUUUAAAGCUA
This is a messenger RNA of Oryctolagus cuniculus (rabbit), 3200 nucleotides long. It is a transcript of the gene NOCT, whose product is annotated as nocturnin. Gene Ontology annotation, biological process: circadian rhythm. Gene Ontology annotation, molecular function: poly(A)-specific ribonuclease activity. The record is from RefSeq and is a predicted model, not a curated record. Lineage: Eukaryota; Metazoa; Chordata; Mammalia; Lagomorpha; Leporidae.